AUGACCCGCAUCACUAUAGAGUUGCUUCGCAGGCGUUCUGAACACAAUGAAGGCUGUCUCAGUAAUUUGAAAGAAAUAACUCUACAUCAACAGGAUAUCGAGAAGAUUGAAUUAAUCGGGGACAUUUGCCGGCAAUUGGAGAUCGUAUACCUAUGUAAUAAUUACAUUAGCAAAAUUGAGGGACUAAUACAUCUCAAAUGGCUUAAGUAUUUGAAUCUGGCAAUUAAUAAUAUCACUCGUAUUGAGGGUCUCGAGGGCUGUGAGUCUUUGGAGAGACUGGACCUAACGCUCAACUUCAUCGCCGACCUUUCCACUGUGGACUCACUACUCGCGAAUCCAUUCCUAGAAACACUCCACCUAACGGGGAACCCCUGCACCCAGAUUGAGGGCUACCGCGCCUAUGUGUUGCACACUCUCCCACAUAUAAAGGAUCUUGAUGGUGAGGAGAUCAUUCGCGCCGAUCGCAUCACCGCGCGACAGUCCGAGGCGGUCAUCUCAGAAACCGUCGGGGAAGAGGCCCUUAAGGCGCGUGAGGCUGAGCGCAUCAAGGCUGAGAUGAUAGCGAAGGGCAUCGAUCCAUUUCCUCCCAAGUAUAACGAUAAAGGUGAGCGCGUGUAUGGUCAUACCCCUGAAGAACGGCUCCAGAUGCUGCGAGAGCAGGAAAAUAUAGAGGCGGAGCGGCGAAGGAAGCAGGAGGAGCCCGUUCCGGGAUCCAUAUCCGCCCUUCACAAGGAGCUCAAUGCGAAAAAGAAGCCCUUGACGCCUGAGGAGGAGAUUGAAAAGUAUGGACGCCUCUUGCUGCGCAACGAGGGCAAAGUGCCAUUUGAGGUCGAUCAAGACGGUCCAGAGGAGGUUGUCGUGACCGUGGAGCCUGGCAAGUUUAUCUCGACAACGCUGCUCAACGUCCAAGUCGAGGUCAACUGCAUACGGGUUUACAUCAAAGGCAAGUUACUGCAGAUCCCACUGGAGGUGGAGCUCUCACCCGAUAAAGCUCGCGUGCAGCGCUCGUCUACAACCGGGCAGCUGAAGGUGAUGGUGCCACUCACCGAGGCCGAGCGUGAGGCCCGCAGCCGUCGCAGUUACCUCCGAUUCAAAACUCGAUUUGCCUCCAAAGAUAUGGCAGACGACAACAAGGCAGGGGAGGCUGACGCCUUCGGAUCCAAGGGGGAUGGUUGCGCUGGCGAAAAUGCGGAAAAGGAGAAUAGCUUAUCCAGAGCAGGCAAUAAACUGCCUGCCUCCGCAGCUUGCGGCGGGGUUGCUUCAGAUGCGGGUGCCGCAUCUCAAAAGACUCAUUCACGCAAGGAUUUGCUCUUUCCUGAGGAUCUAGCCAAGGAAGAGUCGAAGGGGUUGAACGUGUUAGGGGACCAUGCACCAAAUUCGGGCCUACCGCGCUCGUUGAUAAAGGAAUUGAACUCCUUUCCAGCGCCUGAUGUGGAAACGAAGGAUGAGCCUCGCACGCUGCUAGAUGUUGACUAA
Messenger RNA from Phytomonas sp. EM1, 1476 nucleotides. Lineage: Eukaryota; Euglenozoa; Kinetoplastea; Trypanosomatida; Trypanosomatidae. The record is from the annotation of a GenBank genome assembly.